This is a messenger RNA of Hypanus sabinus (Atlantic stingray), 7139 nucleotides long. RefSeq names its product cytidine and dCMP deaminase domain-containing protein 1-like. The coding region runs from base 1 to 2244 and encodes 747 amino acids. Gene Ontology annotation, molecular function: dCMP deaminase activity; zinc ion binding. Gene Ontology annotation, biological process: dTMP biosynthetic process; dUMP biosynthetic process. The transcript is spliced from 16 exons. The record is from RefSeq and is a predicted model, not a curated record. Lineage: Eukaryota; Metazoa; Chordata; Chondrichthyes; Myliobatiformes; Dasyatidae. Gene Ontology annotation, cellular component: cytoplasm.
AUGCGUUGUUGUGUCUGCAUUGCUCUGCAAUUCACUGCCAAAACGCUAGUUGGCGGAGGGGUUCAGUCCAUAUUUUUCUGGCCCAAGGAGCCUGAAUUUAAGCAGAUCAACGAAAAAUAUAAGGGAGACCUUAAAAACGUCAUCCAAAUCUUCCGAAGCAGCAGCACCUUUAUGCAGCCCCAUGUGCCACUCAUUGAUGACAAGCUAACUGACAUACUCUGCCAGCGUACUCGCAGACAGAAAUGUAAAGAAUGUAGGAAUUCCAUCCUAAAGGCCAGCUUGGAAAAAGAGAUGGUAAAAUAUUGGAAUGACUGUGACAUGCCUGUCUCACCAAGCAAGGAAUGCAUAAUAGGCUCUGCACUCCAGAUCUAUACUGCACUCCUGAACUGUAACCAUGGCACUUUCAUUGAAACUGAGGAAUUGUCCCUGGACCAUGUUACUCACUCAUUGCAACUUUGCUUCCUCAUGGCUGCUCGAUCAGAUGAUCCAGCAAAUGGUAUUGGAGCAAUAAUCUAUGACAAGCAGAAGCAGUACAUUGUUGGAGCUGGCUACAAUGGCUAUAUCAAGCAAGCAUUAUAUGGAAACUUCCCUCGCAGAGGAAGAGGCUAUAAGCAGCAAGUGGCCAAGGGCAAAUUCAUGGUCCAUGCAGAAGUGAAUGCCAUUCUCUUCAGGUCAGCCGAAGACUUAGAUUCUGCCGUGUUAUUUUCUUCAAAAAUACCUUGCAAUAAAUGUGAAAAAAUGAUCAUCGCAUCUGGCAUUAAGACUGUGGUUGCCGUCAAAGAAAUCAUGAAGCCCACGGAAGGAGCUGAGAAACCUGGAUGUACUACUGGCACUUUAGAAGGCAAAGGAUUGGGAAAGUGUGUUAAAGAUUCAGAAGGAGAACCCAAGAUAUCAGAAGAGAAAAAUAUAUCAGAAAAUAUGCAGCAAACAUUGGCAGUUAACAAAGAAUCAGACUUUGAAAUUAUGUUGUGGGAAAUUCCCAGUGACCAGCAAGUUGCUGAGCAAUGCUCUGGACAGUCCAAUACUCAGCCACAGAGUGAAUCACCUGAUGUAGGUACCAAUUACCGCUUGCCAGAGAAGGAAAACCUGAUGAUAUUUCUGGCUUUGCAUAUGGAAAGAUCUCCUUUAUGUGAGGCGCCAGAAGGAAGUGGCAAAUAUUCGAAAACAGGCAUUGCUGUCCUGAACACCACAGAAAAGAAUCAUAUAGUUGCCAUUGAGUGCUCCAGGAAUGGGCUUCAUGCUGUGGAGCAGGUGCUGCUAUCCUCUCCGAGGUCUCUGCACGGUUGUACGGUCUACUUAUCUAGGUACCCCUGCAUCAUCUGUGCAAAACUACUCAUUCAAGGUGGCGUUGAUCGCAUUUGCUAUUGGCCGAACCUGGAACAACAGGAUAAUCAGAAUAAAGGAGUUUGGAAAAAUAACCUCACCAGUGUUAGUCAGCUCUUUCCUAAAGCUAGAGUAAUUUGUGAUAUGUGCAUUCCUUUACUGAAUUUAAAUACUAUUAAGGAAAAGGUUUCACCAAAAGCAAGAGUGAUACCAACAGAAGAGUCCAUAAAAUGUGAGUCAUUUUUUGACGUGCCUGAUGUCGUAGAUGACACCAUGGAAGCUCUGGGUUUAUCACAUCUUAAAGACAAAGAUUAUGUAGCUAAAUACAUGUCCGAAUUACAAAAUGCAAAUGAUUGUUAUAGAGCACUUAUAAAUAGUUCCUGUGGCUUUUUUGAAACAAACAGUUCAGUGGCACAUGCUAAUAAUGCGGAAGGGGAACAACCCAGUAAACUUCAGGAAAAUGAGAAGAAGCAUAUACAUGCCCUGCAGCUGUGCUUCCUUCUGGCUGCAAGAACUGAUAGUCCUGACUAUGGAGCAGGAGCACUGAUCUCCCAGAAAGAUUGCUUUGUAGGAGUAGGCUACAAUGGUUUUCCAAAAGGAAGUCAUCGUGGUAAAUAUCUGAGUAAAGAAAAUUCAGCAUCCAGCCUGCUCAUCUGUGCGGAGGCUAAUGCUCUUUGUUUCAGGUAUAAACAGGAUCUGCAAGAAGCCACCCUGUAUUCCAGCAUCUACCCUUGUCCUAAGUGCAUGAAGUUAAUAAAAAUCGUUGGAGGCAUCACAAAGAUUGUUUGUGUUAAGCCCAAAGAUUGUGAGCGUUUGCAUCCAGCUCCAAAGGGCACAACAUAUUGGAUGUGGAAACAAGAUUUGGGCAUACCAGAAGGCUCCAGACGGUGCUUAGUUUAUGGACAGGACCCUACUUCAUGAAGAAUAGAGUGGCGUUCAAUGACUGAUGCUGGGCAGUGUCAGAUCUUACUGCAACUGUGCAUUGCAAACAUGGCCCUGUUGGAGACAAAGGACAACCAUUCAAAUCCAGCAUCAAUCAAGAAACUUCCUCCACAAUCCCCUGUAAGCUUUCCAAUUCAAUGAUGUAACCUCUUUAAAAUUUUAGACUGAAUAAUAUAUUUUUUAGAAAAUAAAGAAAGUGGGAAAUAUGAAAAGCCAGUGAAAUGCAAAAGAGAGAUUAAGGAAACAUUAUAGGAGAAAGCAGAUCCAAGUGUUCUAAUUUGGCUCCAAUGCUUACUGGUCAGAAAACAGAUCUGGGAAAUAGGUGACAGUUCAGGAAAGUAGCUAACUGUCCAUCUGAAUCCAACCUGAUUAUUGUAGUGAUUCCUUUGCAAUAGCUAUAAUUCUAGUUACAGCUUUUUUUACAAAAUACUCAUGCAGUGCAAGUAGUUAAAGAAUACAUGAUUUUCAAGGGCAGCACAGUGAUACAGUGGGUAGAACCAUUACCUCAGAGCACCAGACACCCGGAUUCAAUCCCAAUUGUGUGGGUUUCUUCUGGGUGUUCCAGUUUCCUCCGACAUCCUGAGGCAUGCAGGUCAGUGCGUUAAUUGGUGGCUUGUAAGUUAUCCCUAAUAUGUAGGUGAGGGGUGGAAUAUGUCGUAUGUUGUGGUAUGUGGGAAUAAUAAGAAAUGGAAUUAACAUAUGAUUAUUGUAGCUGGGUGGUUGGUAUCAGUAUAGACUAUGACAAUUCAUUUCAGACCUCCAAACUGCAAUGAUUCAGAACCUUGGCAUUAGGCUACAUCACACAAUGGCAUAUCACCUGCAGUCCAAUAGCCUAUACAAGCAGUUUCACCGCUUCCUAAAAGGCGUUCUGAGAGCUUCCCUGAUCGAUGAGUUUUGGCAUGAUCAUCUCUCAUGCAUCCGACAGGGACUUAGAACUGUUCGAAAAGAGGACCCGUGGUCUUCUGUGGCUGAGUUGGUAUAUAGGCAUCCAUUACAAGUACCCACAACCACCUGGUCAGCCUCUCACAGCAUUCCUUCCCCCCCCCCCGCAGUAAAUUCAAUUCCUUUUCACCUAAUCCUACUCUCUUCAUGGUGUACAGAACUCUUGGGUUCCUGUUGACCUACAUUCCACCUUGUUUGUUUUUGUCUGCCGUGAUGCACACCAACAUUCCCUUGGGCCUCCUUACGAUGGCCAUUCCGCUUUUUGGAAUGGGGAGAAAAGACUCUAUUGUAGAUAAGAGAGGUAAACCUGAACGUACUUUGGUAGAUCACCCUAAACCGACCCACCAAGAUUUGGAGUUUUCCACUGCCAUAACCCUGGCAUCACAAUAUGACCAUGAGUGUGUCAACACACCUCUGGAUGAGCCAGAGGCACCUGUGUUUCCUCCACCCAUGGCACAAAGGAUCCGAAUUAGGCAGCUCAUCAGAGCUCCAGACAAGCUUACGGUGCUCAUUUUAGUGAAUUCUGAGGGGGGGGGAGUGGGCUGUGUAGGGUAACAUAAUUGGGAGAAAUUUAUAUAAUUCACAACCACCAACAUUGAGUUGGGGUUUCUCUUUAAGAGGCUGGUCUGAUGUGAUGGCAUUACGUAAGGAUUUUUAGCACAAAUUUUUUUGUUUAGGGUUUUGGAAUACAAUAAGAUGUGUUACGUUUCAUUAAGCAUAAAACAGCCCACUUCAUUUUAUUUGCAAAAAGUUACACUGUGACUAAGAUGAAACUAAAAGCUCUUUAACUUAAUAUAUUGCAAUCGGUGAUGGAAGGGGAAAACACGGCAUUGGUAAUUAUGUACAUAAGUAAUAUGAGAACAUGUGUGGAUCCAACAUGUGUGCCCAGCAUUCAUAAUGGGAUGUCAUUUGGGUUAGCUUUGUACCCUCUGUGUGAUUAGAAGCACUUGUACAGUGCCUUGUAAAAGUAUUCAGUCCCUAACCCUUUGUACACAUAAAUGAGCAUGACAACCAGAGAUGUUGUUCAAUUUAACUGAGAAUUUUUAUUUAUGAAUCACAUGCUCCUUUUUCACAGCAGAGGCCAAAAAAAUACAGAAAAUAGUAAAGAAUGAAAAGCUAAAAAUUAAAAACUGAAAUGUCAGCAGUUCAAAAGUAUUCAUCCCCCUUUGUUCAGUACUUAGUUGAACCACCUCUCACAGCUAUUACAGCCAGUAGUGUUGGAUAAGUCUCCAUUAGCUUUGCACAAAGUGAUGGAGCAAGAUUUGCCCAGUCCUUGCAAAACUGCUCAAGCUGUGCCUGGUUAGUUGGGGAGUGGCAGUGGAGAGCAAUCUUGUGGUCUUACCAGAGAUCUUCUAUCAGGUUAAGAUCAGGCCACUCAAGAACAACAACUUUCUUCAUUUGAAGCCACUCUGUGGUUGCUCUGGCAGUGUGCUUUGGGUUGUUGUCUGCUGAAAGAAUAACUUCCUCCCCAGUUUAAGCUUUCUGGUAGAGGCUAGCAUGCUUUUAUCCAGGAUCUCUCUGUUUAUCAGCAUUGAUCUUCCCAUCAAUUCUGACCAGAUUUCUAGUCCCUGCUGCUGAAAAUCUUCCCAUAGCAUAAUGCUACUUCCACUAUAUUUUACAUGUUACCCAGCUGAUGCACAGUAUUUAAUUUACGUCACAUGUAUUGCUCAGUGUUGAGGCCAAAAAGUUCCACUUCAGCCUCAUCCAACCUCAAAAUCUUAGAAACAUAGAAAACCUACAGCACAAUACAGGCCCUUCGGCCCACAAUGCUGUGCCAAACAUGAGCUUACUUUAGAAAUUACUAAGGGUUACCCAUAGCUGUCUAUUUUUCUAAGCUCCAUGUACCUGUCCAGGAGUCUCUUCAAAGACCCUAUUGCAUCCAUUUCCACCAGAGUCGCCGCAGCCCAUUCCAGGCACUCACCACUCUCUGCGUAAAAAAUUUACUCCUGACAUCUCCUCUGUACCUACUUCCAAGCACCUUAAAACUGUUAGCCAUUUCAGCCCUGGGAAAAAGCCUCUGACUAUCCACACAAUCAAUGCCUCUCAUCAUCUUAUGCACCUCUAUCAGGUCACCUCCAAUCCUCCGUCAUUCCAAGGCCAAAUUAAUUAAACCUGUUCUCAUAAGGCGUGCUCCCCAAUCCAGGCAACAUCCUUGUAAAUCUCCUCUGCACCCUUUCUAUGGUUUCCACGUCCUUCCUGUAGUGAGGCGACCAGAACUGAGCACGGUACUCCAAGUGGGAUCUGACUAGGGUCCUAUAUAGCUGCAACAUUACCUCUUGGCUCUUGAACUCAAUCCCACAGUUGAUGAAGGCCAAUACACCAUAUGCCUUCUUAACCACAGAGGCAACCUGCACAGCAGCAUUGAGUGUUCUAUGGACUCGGACCCCAAGAUCCCUCUGAUCCUCCACACUGCCAAGGGUCUUACCAUUAAUGCUAUAUUCUGUCAUCUUAUUUGACCUACCAAAAUGAACCACCUCACACUUAUCUGUGUUGAACUCCAUCUGUCACUUCUCAGCCCAGUUUUGAAUCCUUUUGAUGUCCUAUUGUAACCUCUGACAGCCCUCCACACUAUCCCCAAUCUUUGUGUCAUCAGCAAAUUUACUAACCCAUCCCUCCACUUUCUCAUCCAGAUCAUUUAUAAAAAUCACAAAGAGAAUGGGUCUUAGAACAGAUCCCUGAGGCACACCACUGGUCACCGACCUCCAUGCAGAAUAUGACCCGUCUACAACCACUCUUUGCUUUCUGUGGGCAAGCCAAUUCUGGAUCCACAAAUCAAUGUCCCCUUGGAUCCCAUGCCUCCUUACUUUCUCAAUAAGCCUUGCAUGGGGUACCUUAUCAAAUGCCUUACUGGAAUCCAUAUGCACUACAUCUGCUGCUCUACCUUCAUCAAUGUGUUUAGUCACAUCCUCAAUAAAUUCAAUCAGGCUCCUAAGGCACUACCUGCCUUUGACAAAGCCAUGCUGACUAUUACUAAUCAUAUUAUGCCUCCCCAAAUGUUCAUAAAUCCUGCCUCUCAGGAUCCAUCAACUUACCAACUACUGAAGUAAGACUCACUGAUCUAUAAUUUCCUGGGCUAUCUCUACUCCCUUUCUUGAAUAAGGGAACAACAUCUGCAACCCUCCAAUCCUCUGGAACCUCUCCCUUCCCCAUUCAUGAUGCAAAGAUCAUCACCAGAGCCUCAGCAAUCUCCUCCCUCACCUCCAGCAGUAGCCUAGGAUAUAUCUCGUCUGGUCCCAGUGACUUAUCCAACUUGAUGCUUUCCAAAAGCUCCAGCACAUCCUCUUUCUUAAUGUCUAUAGGCUCAAGCUUUUCAGUCUGCUGUAAGUCAUCCCUCCAAUUGCCAAGGUCCUUUUCCAUAGGGAGUACUGAAGCAAAGUAUUCAUUAAGUACCUCCGCUAUCUCUUCCAGUUCUGUAAACACUUUUCCACUGUCAGACUUGAUAGGUAAUUUUUGUCCUAUUAUAGUGUUGCACCUGAGGAAAGUUAGUGUAGUAAUUACAAAGGGCAUGAAUACUUCUCAGCUUCAUGUGUUUGUUUUUUGUUUUUUAGUAAAUUGUUCACAGGUUUUGGAAUUUUCCCUUUGAUUUGAAUGAUGUUUUGAGUAUAGCUCAAAAAUCCUACUUCAAUGUAUUUCAGAUUUAGAAAAUAAGACAGUAAAAUGUAAAAAUAGUUGGGCUGAAUACUUCUUCAAGGCACAGUAUCUGACAGUACUUAGUUCAUCAGAGAUGUAUAAGGCAUAAUAGGACAAAAAUUACUUCAUUCUAAGCAAGCUCCAAUAUCAAUGCCGCAUAAUGUAUAAUAAGCCAAUGAUUGAAAAAAUGUGUUAUUUCGAAUUGGAGUUUUAUUCCAGCUGAUUUAAAAUUUGUGCUUCAAUGGCAAUUAAAAUCUAUGAUAACGAUUUACAUUUAUGAGGGAAAUAAACAAAAACCAUUA